Messenger RNA from Dendroctonus ponderosae (mountain pine beetle), 6091 nucleotides. It is a transcript of the gene Helz, whose product is annotated as probable helicase with zinc finger domain. Gene Ontology annotation, molecular function: protein binding; helicase activity; metal ion binding. The record is from RefSeq and is a predicted model, not a curated record. Gene Ontology annotation, biological process: regulatory ncRNA-mediated post-transcriptional gene silencing. Lineage: Eukaryota; Metazoa; Arthropoda; Insecta; Coleoptera; Curculionidae. Gene Ontology annotation, cellular component: cytosol; P granule.
UUGCUAACUUAAGGGUAGUUCUAAUGUAUAUUUUGACAGUGACGGUUAGGCUCAUGUUAAUUUUGUGUAAACUAAUUUUAUUUUGUUUAAGUUAGACCUCUUUUUCAAACAUUAUGUGCAUAUUUACACUUGUAUUUACCUCGUUACCUUGUGAAAACUUGUCGACUCAAGCGACUGAAAGGUUUGAACAUUAUUAUGGAACUGCAGACCGCGCAAGAAUAUGUUCGGCAACAAAAAAACUGGAAAAAGGCAGUGGAAACAUAUACAACAUUUUUAAGAAAUAAGAACAAUUCUAUCGAGCAAAUUGUAUUGGCAUUAUUUAGUCGAUUGGAAUGUCUUUUCGAAUUGAACAAUUACGCUGCAGUUAUAAACGAUUGCAAGAGUAUUAUCCAAAUCACAGUAAAUCAGAAUGUCCAUACUACGUUGCUGGCUAGAAAAAGACUGAUACAGUCUUUGGUUUUAUUACAUAAAUAUAUAGAUGCAGAUAGAGCGACAAAGGAAUGGUUGACGCUUCUAGAUUCUGAAGAAUCCAGAGAAAUUAAUGAAGUAAAACUCAUUCUGCGUGGCUUAUUAGGAACUUUUAAUUCAAAUGCCGCAUCAAAGCAAAAAUUUAUGAAUCUUAUGAAAUUACUUGAGGCGCAAUUAUCCAAAAUGGAUGAAGCAGCUAUGCAAUCGUUUGCAAAUAAUGUGGACAGCACAUUGGUAUCUUGCAUAUAUUGCAAUGUAUCCUUCAAGGAUAAAACCGAACUGAGGGCGCACUGCCAGACGGAAAUACAUGAAAUGAUGAUUAUGUCUGAUGAAGGACAUGAUUGGUUUUGGCGUCCUCCGCCUCGAGGAUUUAAAUCAGAUACUUACGUUUUGUGUCAAAACUGGAAAGAUUCAGGAACGUGCAGAUUUGGAGUGCAGUGUGUCCAAGCUCAUGGAGAAGUCGAGCUAAUUGAGUGGAAAGAAAGGUUUAGAUACAGGGAAAUGAAAUUGCAAAGGGCUAGAGAAAAGGAACUUUUUGGUAAAUCUUACACUGAGGAGCUGCUCGAAAAAUGGGUUCAAUCACCUAGUCCUGACACUUUAAUGUGCGAUAGGAUCGAUGAGGUUGACGAAACAUGUUCGUGUCCUCUUUCGGUGACAGUUUCAUCCAAAAAUAGUUACCACAAUUGGACGUUUUUACUUAGAACACGCAAGCCUCUUAAAGCAGUGGCCCUGCUUCAGGAUACACACCGUAUGCAUUUUUAUAUUUCAAGUAUAUUCAUUAAAAAUGCAAAAAUCGAACACAAGAAUGACCAGGAAUGGAUAUCGCAUCUCUGUCUUCAAGAUUCAUUUGCUGUUGUUGAGUACAGGAUAACCGUUAUGUUCAAAACUAGUAUUUUUGGCACAUUUCGGCAAAGUGUGGUUUUUGAUUUCUCAACCGAACCAGUUUUGGUAAAACAUCUUUGUGCAGACUUGGUUCCAGAUGCAGAAUUAAAUAAAAUAAAUGAGAUUCGCAAAGAGAUCACUCUUUCCAUAUCGGAAAGAUGGACGGUUCAUAAUUCCGAUAUCGUCUAUUUCCAUUCGGAACUGGUUAGUUCAAGUACCAGUGAAGAUUGGGAAAAGAAACUAAGAUCAAUGUAUCCGUGUCCGCAAAAUGAGACCUUUGUUUUGUCGCACGCAACAAUGACGGAAAAUAAAUUUACCAGAAACAAUUACAGGGAAAGAAUGCAUGAAUUACUAUUCAUAGAAGAAAUGUCUCGAUAUGAUCUUAUAGCAAACUAUAACUUGACGACCAAAUUGAAAAUCACUCGCAGUUACAUACUAUCACCAAACAGUAUGGCUGCAAGCACCGCUAAAUAUUCAAAUAAUGGUGAGCUGUUUGCCUCAAUUAGUCUGGGCAGAGAAUUGUCUGAAGAUACAUCAGAGGGCAGACUGAUUCUAAUGCACUGUAAUUCUGUGUAUUUGUGCCCAUCUGGAACUCAAAGCGAAACUGGACGAAAAGUAUUUGAAGCACUAAUCGAAGACAAGGGCAAGAGUACAAUAUAUUUGAGGUUAUCAAGCGACACCGUGAGCCAACUGCAAUUGACCCCGGAUUCAGACAUCGAGGUCCAGAUCCAGUUUCAACUGAAUAGAAUACCGUAUUGUGAAUGGCAUUAUAUCUUAGACAAAAUGCCCAAUUUUAAAGCGAUAUUUCCGGAAACUUACUUGGAGCCAAUCAUUCCAUGGUCACCUUCGAGACAGUGGUCUCGAAAUUUGGACUAUCGACUCAACAUUAAACAGAAGGAAGCUGUAGUCGCGAUUACGACACCUCUCAGUAUCUCCUUGCCACCCAUUUUAGUUAUAGGUCCGUUUGGCACUGGAAAAACGUUCACGUUAGCGCAAGCAAUCCGAAAUUUAAUAAAGGAUCCAGCAAAUCGAAUUCUACUAUGCACGCAUUCAAACAGUGCUGCAGAUCUGUACAUAAAGGAUUAUCUGGAUAAAUGGGUGGUGGCAGGUGAAGAGAAUGCGCGGCCCUUGAGAGUUUACUACCAGAAGAGAUGGGUGGCCACUGUGAAUAGUGUUGUUCAAAAGGCAUUUUGUGUCCCAACACUGGAGGAAUUGAAGAAAUAUCGGAUAGUGGUGGUGACUUUGUCCACAUCGGUCUACCUUUCGGCUAUGGGCCUGCCGCAAGGUUUUUUCACUCAUAUUCUUCUCGAUGAAGCGGCACAGGCCAUUGAAUGUGAAACGGUUACACCUUUGGCCAUAGCGAAUGAAAAUACCCGGCUUGUUCUGGCGGGUGACCACAUGCAAAUAGGCCCCGAUAUAUUUUCGCCUUUUGCUAAAGAACGAAACUUGCACAUAUCGCUUUUGGAAAGAUUAUACGACCAUUACCCCAAACAAUUCUCAUGCAAAAUCCUUCUGUGUGAAAACUACCGAGCUCAUGAAAGUAUCAUACAGUUCACAUCAGAAUCGUUCUACGAUCAGAAGCUGAUAUCCAGCAGCAAGCAACCACGUCAUUUUAAAUAUUUUCCUUUGAGCUUUUUUACGACUCGAGGCGAAGAUGUGCAAGACAAAAAUUCGACCGCUUUUUAUAACAAUUCGGAGGUGUAUGAGGUGGUCGAAAGAGUCGGCGAGCUGAAGCGAACAUGGCCGGACGAAUGGGGCAAAUACAAUGAUCAAUCUAUUGGAGUGGUAACUCCAUAUGCGGACCAAGUGUUUAGAAUAAGAGCGGAACUCAGAAAAAGGCGCAUUGACAACGUUUGCGUGGAGCGGGUUUUAAAUGUGCAAGGUAAACAGUUUAGGGCAAUUAUCUUAUCGACUGUGCGCACGAGAAAAACCUGUACAAACGCAGCGUCGGAUCUAAUGGAUUACGGAUUCAUGUCCAAUUCUAAGCUUCUUAACACCGCAAUAACAAGAGCGCAAAGUUUAGUGGCCGUGGUGGGAGAUCCAGUUGCGCUUUGCUCGCUAGGUCGAUGCAGCAAAGUGUGGGAACGAUUUAUUCAAAUAUGUAAUGAAAACGAGAGCCUGUUCGGCAUUACUUGGACCCAGUUGAAACUACAACUCGAUUCCAUAGAACUGAAAAAGAUUUACACGCUCAAUCCCCUGGCGCCUGAGUUUAUUCCGAGGAACUACAAUAAGGAUUUGCAGUUCCAUCAACCCGCAGCGGAGAUGCUGCCUCCAAGCAGUAUCAUAACACAUGUUGUUCCACCUCCUGGUGUGUCUCCAUUUGGACUUCCGUUUGCGCCUCUACUAUAUCAAGCUCAGAACAGGCCGUUUAUUUUUAACCCGCUCUCUGCCAUGGGCCCGAAUAUCGUUCCUCACUCGUUUUCGCAGCCUCUUCGGGUUGUUAACCCAACAGCUCCAUUGGUGCUGCAAUCUCACAGACCCAUGGGGAAUUUGCGGCCUUUAAUGUCCCUGCCGAAGACGUCGGUGCCAAGUGGAGAAGCAUUACCGAAGAUAUCGACGCCACCAGUCCUCAAACCCGCAAACCCAGUUUCAAGUAAUAAAUUGAUUCAGUUCAUGAAUAACGUCCAUUUUCCGGAGGCCUCAGUUCUGAGUGAUUGCAUCAAUUUACUUCCUCAAAAUAUGUCGUUAGCGGAUAUGCUCCUGCAGCCGCAUAGCAUGCAGGAACGGUGGUACAACUAUCUGAAGGAGAGUAGCGGCGAAGAGGCAGCGGAAAAAUUUAAAUAUCUUCUCCAUACAACAAACCAAAAAGGUUCCAAAAUUCAGGAACGGUUAAUAUUUGAUUGCGCUACACCGCAGUCCUGCGACUCGCCCACUUUCAACUGGUACGAUAGUCCUACCAAUCAACUGAACUUAAAUAAGCCAGUUUAUAUUCAAAGCGACCAUAUAAAUCUCAACGACCUGCAGAAAAUUGAAAAACCAGUUUUUAUCAAUAAAAUUGAGGAUGAUGCCACUAGCAGCAUAGUGAAUUCAAUGUUGGAAGUAGACGAAACGGAUUUGCAACGGCAUAUAAAUGAGGAAUUUGCCAAUCUGAGUCUUAGCAAUUGCAACGAUGAAAGAAAUGUAUGCGCAGCCUUUAGCAAAGAUAGCUUUAUAGGAGAAUUCGGUAUCAAUGGAACUGCUGGGGUUGGAGUUCCUCGAUUUUAUAAAUAUUUUCAGUAGUUUUCACACUGUUACCGGGCGAAUCACUUGAUUGCUGAAGAUUUUGUUCAUUUAAAACUACUACUACAAAUUUUAAAAAGCAAAUAAGGCACAAAUCCUUUAUUGCUGUUUACAAUUCGCUUGAACGCCUUAGAUUUCUUUAACAUACGAUUAGCACUUUCCACAUAAUUACAUUUAUUCGACGAACUUUCACGCAAGCAAACUAAUAUGUUUGGCAUUUUUUUAAAGACGGCGAAGCAGCGAUUUUUAUGAUUGAUGUUUGAUAUCACUAAAAUUUCCCUACUUAACUAGUUGCAUUAAAAUGUCACACAUACACAUUAAAAGAAAUGUCGUUGCAUUUUCAAUUUAUUUAAGCAACUUUUUUUCGGUAUUUCGGUGAUAAUUAGGGUCCGAAGACUGAACUUUCUGUCUGUUAUCUCGAAUCGAUUUAUUCGUUGUUCAGAAAUGAACUAAUAAAUCCCUUCUUGAGGGAGCCGGUAAGUUGACAUUUUUUGGACCUUAGUAUAGAUGAGAUUUUCGUAAUGCUUUUGGCUCUAGAAUAUGCCCUUAAAGUGUCGCAGAUUAAAGCUGAUAUUGUAUAUGCAUCAAUAUUCAGUUGAUAUUAUUUCACUCAGUAAAAUGUAGUAGGCUACAUUUAUUUAAAGUUUUACGAUUAUUUUUUAGUUUUAUUCUCAAGCAAACUGUAACUCAAUUGUUAUGGAAUCCAGUUUUGAGUUGCAUAUUUGCAAUUUGUUCAACUUUUUGCACUAUAAACCACCCAUUUCUAGUGCUGUCACUGUUUUCUAUGAUAUAUUUUCUUUGUUUUUUCUAUUGCAAUACCAUUUGUUUUCCUAGUUUUGUUAUGGCUUUGUAUGAUAGUUUUAUUAUACAAUUUGAAUCAAUAUGUGUGGAUCUGAUUGUACAGUAUUACACAACAUAUUUUAUUUUGCUAAGAGUACUAUUCAUGUGAAAAAUUGCUUCGAUUUCUUUUGCGUAUGUAUUUAUUUCCUUUACAUURAGAAUGAUGUAAAAUUCACGGAUAAAGUAUAAAAGGGUUAUUUAUUAGUGUUUAUGUCUAAUAUAUCCUCUUUGCGGACUUUUACGUCACACAUUKAACUUCUACAAUUGAUUAUAAAAAUAUCUUAAUGUGAAUUUAGUCUUAUGUAAAURCAAAGUUGAUGUUUGCGUCUUUGAUUAUUUCACGGGACCGUUUGACUUGAUUCAUAUGAGGUAUAAGUCUCAAUGUAUCGAAAAAGAUCUGUGCAGUUACUAGCRSAUUUAGAUCUACGCAGAGACGAAGUWGUAKGUAGUAUACAACAAUAAGUACCUGUAUUGAUUAAAUAGCGUACUGUUUUUAUCUCAUAAAUAUGUAGGCGUUUAGCUUAGAUUAAAUAUUUUUGUAAAUAUUCAUGUAAAUUCUUAUUUAAAAUAAAUGUUUGUCUAGUACUCAAAUUCCAUUAUAGAUUUUUUACGUUUGUUCACAUUUAAAAAUAUAUGUAUACCUAAUAUAUAUGUGUACGAAUAAAAAACGUUUCCAUGUGCA